Neltuma alba is the source of this 566-nucleotide messenger RNA. RefSeq names its product polycomb group protein EMBRYONIC FLOWER 2-like. The annotation marks the transcript as partial. Gene Ontology annotation, molecular function: chromatin DNA binding. The record is from RefSeq and is a predicted model, not a curated record. The transcript is spliced from 8 exons. Lineage: Eukaryota; Viridiplantae; Streptophyta; Magnoliopsida; Fabales; Fabaceae. Gene Ontology annotation, cellular component: nucleus.
GAGGCUCUUGUUCUUCCCCGCGAGAUCCCAACAUCGACGACUAACAACUCAUCGGCGUUUUUUGUCUCCUCGUUUUUCAUACUGUUAUAAUUAUUUUAGAGGAGGACAUGUGCCGUCAAAAUUCUCCUGUACACCAUUCUACUGAGGAAGACACCGCAGCUGAUGAGAGCCUUCUAAUUUAUUGCAAGCCUGUUGAACUGUACAAUAUUCUCUCCCGCCGUUCUCUUCAUAAUCCUUCAUUUCUUAGGAGAUGUCUGCGCUACAAAUUACGAGGAAGGCAUAAAAAGAGGUUAAGAGCUGGAAUUGUGAUAUUCAAUUAUAGGGACUGUUACAACACGAUUCGAAAGACUGAAGUGACUGAGGACUUUUCUUGUCCAUUUUGCUUGAUGCAAUGCGCAAGCUUUAAGGGUUUGCGAUUUCAUCUUUGUGCAUCACAUGAUCUCUUCAACUUUGAGUUUUGGGUGACUGAGGACUAUCAAGCGGUCAACGUCUCUGUGAAGAUUGAUAUAUUGAGAUCAGAGAAUGUCACUGAUGGGAUAAAUCCACAGUCACAAACCUUCUUCUUC